Hypanus sabinus (Atlantic stingray) is the source of this 5967-nucleotide messenger RNA. RefSeq names its product serine/arginine repetitive matrix 1 (gene srrm1). The record is from RefSeq and is a predicted model, not a curated record. Gene Ontology annotation, biological process: regulation of mRNA splicing, via spliceosome; mRNA processing. Gene Ontology annotation, molecular function: RNA binding. Gene Ontology annotation, cellular component: spliceosomal complex. Lineage: Eukaryota; Metazoa; Chordata; Chondrichthyes; Myliobatiformes; Dasyatidae. The coding region runs from base 2381 to 4780 and encodes 799 amino acids. The transcript has 16 exons.
AAAAGUUAUUGUGAUGUGGUUUUUCACCUGGACUUACGGUGAAACAAAAUUUUGUAAAACUGUCAGGUCUGCUUAUUUUCUGCACAGUUAAUAUUGACAGUAAAAAAAAAAGUGGUUUAAAAAGCUGCAAGGAUAGCUAUAAAUGUGGCAGGAUUCUUUGUGGGCCAUUCAGCACUUUUAGCUAUUUUCACAAGGGUACAUUGAGGUUCAUGUCUAUUUGGAAAUCAAUUUGGAUUCUAAAAUGGAAUUUGAUUGUCAGGGCAACUGGCUAAGUAGUCUCCAGAAUUUAGAAGCUAUAUUCAACUAGUUUAGGUUGGUACUGUUAUGUUUUUCCCCUCUGAAUUCAAGGUAAAAAUUGAAUGUUGAAGAAUUUUGUUUUGAAUGCUGAAUCAAUUUGCAUAUACAAAGUUGAGUGCUCUUAUUGAGUGCUUAAUAUACUUUUGUGAAACAGUUGAAGAUAUUGAAUGACCCAUCAGUUAGCCCUCAGGUAACAAAAAGAAAAUCCAUCUUGUAUGUAUUCUUACUUGUUUUAUUGUAUAAUAAGCGCCUUUGACAGCAUUUUUCUAAUGAUCGUGUGAUUUAUGAUUUAAAAGGCCUGAACCAAAAUGGAUGUUAUUCCGUCUGAAGUAUAGCACCAUCACCUUGUUAGGUCACAGCAAAGUGAAUUCCAAUGUCGCUCUGACCCUCCUCCCUUGAUGAUGCAGUGUGUGUUUGGAGGUGAGUUGUGUAAAGUGACCAGACGAAAAUCCUCAUGCCAUUCAAUGAAGAGCACUCGGACAAAACUUUACACUGCUCAGAAGUAACAAGUGGAAAGCAAAACAGUAGCCAGAUUAGAUGAGGAAAAAUGUGCCAUUACAGAUAAAAAUUGUUUUUGUAAUCUGAAUAUUGGAUAUGGCUUAAUAGUGAAGCUUUAGGCGUAUUAAUGACCAAUGUCCAAAAACAAUUGUUGUUUUCUUGAAACUUUCAACUAAAACUCAAGAUGUUGGAAUAUUUUUGAAGGGCUCAUUGUUUUAUUAAAAGAAACUACUCAAAACUUCAACUCGCCACUGCAACCAAGGGAUAAUGAGACUGUCUUUCAUUUCGGGGGAAAAUGCUUAGAAGUUAUAUAGAAGGAAAGCCAUGUUUGAUGUUGAACUACAAGUGCUAUAUAUGGAAUUUGUAUAGCCCUGAGAAUCUAUUUUCACAUGACUGCAAUGUAUCCUCAACAUUUAAAUGUGUCUGAUCUAGUUUGUCCAAGUAGAAUUGUUCAGGUUUUUUUCCAUUUGAUGUACAACAAAAGAGCAUCUAUAUUGCUAGGCAGAAUGUUACGUGAAAGCAAGACGUUCAUCUUGAGGGAAAAGUAAAGUAAAAUUGUCCUUUUCAUUGUGCUUGAAGUGUACAUCUUAAAAGUGACCAACGAGUGGCAACAAUGGUGUCUGGAAAGUUUGUAGCCCACACCAUUCUGCGUGCAUCUUGCCCCCUUUUCUCAUCCCCACAUACCCACGCACCAUUACGGUAGGAUGAAAGUAGUUUGCAAGGAAGGAAAUAGUUUAGAGAUUAGUGUUAGUCUGUAAAGUUGAUAGUAGCUGUGUGUUUAACAUUACUUGCAACUCCAUUUUAGCCCUCUGAAACUUCUGGAAGGUUCAAAUAACCAUGGAUCAUAUUAAAAUAUUCUUUGACAACUUUCUAAAGUAUGCCAUAUACCAGCAUGCUGUUUACUAGUGUUUAGAUUUGGACAAGAGUAAUGCUGGAAUAUUUCUAUAAAAUAUCUAAUAUCUUUAAUCUGGGGUAGACUUGCAGGUCUGGCUUCCUUUGCAGCCAGUAUUUACCAAGUAGUUAGGUGGGUUUAGAUAUCUUUAUUGCAAAAACUACAGUCAAUUAAACAAUGCUAUCUAGGGUAGAUUAAAAUUCAUAGUUUGAAUCGCACGUAGAGUACCAUUAGUAGCCGUGUGCUAGAUAAUGGUUUAGGAUUGCGCUAGCUAAGAUUUUGGAUUACAAUCAGUGGAAUGCUAGUGUGUAUAUUUUCUAUAGUCCAUUAUAUUAGCACAUUGUAACUAGUUCAGGAAUUUGCAUGUUAAUAUAUAAUAUAACACUCAGAUCUGGAGAGGUAGGACAGCUCUUUCAUGGAGCAUGAAGGCAAGUUUUAUUUAAGCAGAUUAAGCCAAAGUUUAAUAUAAACUGUUCAUUUUUCUUUUAUGUGGCUGUUUACUCAUUAUUGCUUGUUCGUCUCUUACAAUUUAGAUAAAUGAUAUAACAUUAUACUCAAGGUGAUUGAGUUGCAGUAGGGAGUCGGAAGCAACCCAAGGGAACAUCUUUCUCUACAGGGGACUUGGAACUUUGGGUUCAGGAGUCGACCAGAAGAAAUUGAAGACCUCAGGACUCUAACCCAGAUGCAAAGCUGAUGCAGAUUAACUUGACCGGGUUCUUGAAUGGAAAGAAUGCAAGAAUGUUCAUGGGGGAGUUGUGGCCAUUGCUGUUGAGUGCACAAGAAAAUAUUGCAGGAAUCCCUUCUGCUUUUCUGGAACAAAAGAAAGAAGAAAUCAAACAGCGGCAGAUUGAACAGGAGAAGUUGGCUACCCUGAAGAAGCAAGAUGAAGAAAAGGAUAAAAAGGAUAAAGAAGACAAAGAAAACAGAGAAAAGAGGGACCGCUCCAGAAGUCCAAAGAGACGUAAGUCAAGAUCUCCAUCACCUAGGAGGCGAUCACCAGCAAGAAGGGAGAGAAAACGUUCUCCUUCUAGGUCUCCUCGUCGCAGGACUAGAAGUGGGAGUAGAAGUGCUUCGCCACUAACUACAGCCAAGAAGCCAGAGCAGCUAUCACCUGAGCCAGAUCUCUCACUUAAAGAAAGAAAAGAAUCUCCUGCACCGGAAGCAACUUCAACAAGUGAUAUUCUGAAGGAAAUCAAACCCUCAACACCAGAUGUUAAAGAGACUUUAUUAGAACAGCCUAUUAAAAAAGAGAAGGAAAGAAAAGAAAAAAAUCGCCAUCGCUCACGUUCACGGUCAAAAUCAAAGUCUCGGUCCCGUUCACGUUCUCAUUCACGGCCAAGGAGGCGCCCUCGGUCCCGGUCAAGGUCCUAUUCACCUCGAAGGCGGUCUAGUCCAAGGCGCAGGUCUCUGCCUCGAAGGAGGAGUCCACCAAGACGGUUGCCCCCACCUCCACCACCCAGACACAGAAGAAGUCGAUCACCUAUUAGAAGGCGUCGAUCUCCCUCAGUUUCUUCCUCGGGCAGUAGUUCCUCUUCCUCUUCCAGAUCAAGGUCACCUCCAAAGAAGACAAAACGUAUAUCACCCAGUCCUCCCCGCAAACCUCGACGAUCUUCCCCAUCUCCUGCUACUCCUCCCAGGAGACGACAUAGAUCACCUGUGACUGUGACAAGUCCAGCUCAUAAAGGGGCACGUUUGUCCUCUCCACAUGUGAAUCGUUCAAGGAAAGGUUAUACUUCUGUUUCUCCUGCUAGGCCAGCACCAAAACGGAAGGGUAGUGUGAAGCAUGAAUCUGUAUCUCCUCCUAAACCAAGAAGAUCAGAGCCUUCAGAUUCAGAAGAUGAUAAAGGCGGCAAGACUGCAGGAGUGGAAUCAGUGCAGCAGCGGCGCCAGUACCGCAAACAGAACCAGCAGACCACUUCUGAGUCUGGAUCUUCCUCCUCAUCUGAAGAUGAAGCACCAAAACGUUCAAAUGCAAAGAAUGGGGAAGUUCGAAGAAGACGCCAUCGUUCAUUGUCACGGAGUAUGUCUCCUUCCCCUGCAAUGCGAAAGAGGCACAAGGACUUUUCACCAAGGAUGCCGCUUGGAAAGAGGUGGCACUUCCCAGUGGCGAGAAGGAGGAGGAGAAGUCCAUCACCACCACCAAGACGCCGGCGUACUCCAACUCCCCCUAGAAGGCGUAGAUCACCAUCUCCACUAAGACGCAGAUCACCAUCACCACCCCCACGUAGACGUUCAGCCUCACCGAGGCGCUAUUCCCCUGCAAUUCAGAGGAGGUAUAGUCCUUCACCACCACCUAGGAGACGGGCUUCUCCAUCACCAGCACCAAAGCGUCGUAGUUCUCCCUCUCCCUCUUCUCGGCGCAGGAGAGGAUCACCACCAAGCAGGUCCAACAGAGAUGUUCGCUCACCACCACACAAACGGCAUUCACCAUCUCCACGGCCUAGGCCAAUGCGUGGAUCCAUUAGUCCUCCACCAGCACGAAGAGUAUCAAUCUCACCACCACCACCACAGCGACGUCAUAUGUCCCCAUCCCCCAGUAAUAGGCCUAUCCGGCGAGUUUCACGCACCCCAGAACCGAAGAAACCUAAAAAGAUUUCACCAAAUCUACAAGUUGUGCGGAGGGCUACAUCAUCCAGAUCCAUAUCUCGAUCCCCUGAGCCUGCUCCCAAGAAGCGGCCAAUGGCUUCAGUCUCCAGGUCACAGUCUGGUAGUAGAUCACCAACGCCUCUUCUUCCACCACCUCCAGUUAAAAAGCCAAAGAGUGCUUCUGUUAGUCCAUCUCCUCUCAAGAUUUCUGACCAAGAAACUGGAGGAAAGAAAAAGAAAAAGAAGAAGGACAAGAAACACAAAAAGGACAAGAAACACAAGAAACAUAAGAAGCAUAAGAAAGAAAAGGCUGCAGUCGCACCAGCAACAGUUGAAGAAGGAAAAGUUGAACCAGUUGAAGCUCCAGUAAAAUCACCUCAGCCAGAAGCUUCAGAACCCACAAAGGAAUCAGAAAGUGAGGAAGAAAACCUAGAUGAUUUAGAAAAGCAUCUCCGAGAGAAGGCUCUGCGGUCAAUGAGGAAAGCUCAAGCUUCACCACCAUCUUGAAAGAGUACUGAAGUAAACUAACUUAAGGAGACUGAAUGGAUUAGGCACAAGGGCUUUGUACAUUUUAAAAUUGGCUGCUAUAAUGACUCCAGUACAUUAAAGCAUCCGCCAUACCAUUCAUGAACACUGACACUGCCUCUUACCAAUACUAGAAUUAUAUUUCAUAAAGGUCAGUCAUAAUGAUUUUGUGUUUUAUCACAGAACAAAAUUCUUCAGCUUUGAUUUUUCACAGCUGUAUCUUUCUUUAAACGUAAUAUAAUUUGGAAAGUCUUUUGUCUCAAUUUGUUGGUGGUUUUGAUCCAAGAGCUGCAAGUUGCUGCACUUACAUGAGAUUUAUUCUUUAGCAUCUGGCACAGCUUUUUGAAGAAUAGUGUUUCCACUAUUAACAACAAAUCAUGGUUUCUGCCAACAGAACAUGGUCUUAGGAGCAGAGCCUUAGGGAAGUUUGUGGCUCAAGGUCUUCUAUCUCCUUUCUAAGUGGUCUGCUUAAGAUUAAUAAGUCCAUUAUGUGCAUUUGAUUUUAUAAAAUCACUUUUUAAAUAGAAUAAAUUCAGUAAAUUUAGGGUGAUUCAGCUAGAUUUAUGCUGAAUUGACUAAAUUUAUGUUUGCAGCUGAGCUCUGAAAGGGUUACAUUUUAAAAAUUACUUUGCAGUUCUUGUCAUGGCUAUCAUUAUGUAAUGGUAUUUUGUCACAUCGUUUAUGUAAGUGUACAAGUCCUUUGUGUUUAAUCCACUAAUAUGAUCUGUUGUGUAGUUUUUGCAGAGUUUGAGUUUUUCUUGAGCCGUUUGAUUGUCCACAAUAUUCUUUACAAAGAGCUUCACGUGAAAAUGUGCUGUAUCUAGAACACUGGAAGUCUCUUUAAAAAUGAAAAAUGUUAAUAGGAAGAGGAAGGUACUGCCGGGAUCUGAAGGAUUAAAGUUUCCUGGCUGACAGUAGCUUUGGAUUGUACUUUGCUUUGUGUAACAGGUUGGUUUCAUCCAAGCUGUUCGUGUCUUCUACUGUUAAGGUUGUUCUGAAAGUAAAAACUUGUUUAGAUGCUGUUCUUUUGUGGGAGCUUAACAAAUCUGUAAUGACUAUUUUGAAUUUGUCAUCUUUUGACUCAAAGGGUUUUGUUUUUUUUAUAAACGUUGAAUUAUAAAGCUGUAAAAAGCUGGAGUAAUAAAUGGAAAUUAAAUUUCUAAAUUCAA